Molecule: messenger RNA, 2274 nt
Organism: Diospyros lotus (date-plum)
Lineage: Eukaryota; Viridiplantae; Streptophyta; Magnoliopsida; Ericales; Ebenaceae
Product: CBS domain-containing protein CBSCBSPB5-like
Exons: 15
Coding region: 290-1918 (542 amino acids)
Molecular function (GO): protein binding
Source: RefSeq, a predicted model, not a curated record
UUUCGUGUGUUAAAAAAUCUCGCUGACGUGGCGGUAUCUCAUUGGCUACCUUUGAACUCUUCAAACAAUUCCCCCCACCAUUUCAGCCUGCCCGAUUGAUUUGCUUGCACUCUCCAUUAUUCUCUUGCGCCCUCCUCCCCCUCAAUCGCUUCGCCCGUCGAUGCCUUUUCCCGGAAAAUCGAUUCGUUCGUUUUCCCGGGAAAUCCAAUUCGUCGAUCGGACCCCCGGCCGCUUGUCCUCAUCUCCCCGAGACUAGAAGGCGAUAAGAUUCUGGAAAUUAAAGGGGAAGAUGGCGAGUCAUGGGGGUUCUUCGAGGAAAAGUAUGUCGCUGACGAGCUCGCCUUUGCAUCCCAGGAGGAAAACUCCAGACAACGGCGGCCUCGAUCCUGCCAGAAAAUCCUUGUCUUCUUCUCGUUCCACGGGACUAGCUGGAGAUCGUACCGUGAGGCGAUUGAGGCUCUCAAAGGCCUUGACAGUUCCUGAAACUACAAGUAUCUACGAUGCUUGCCUUAAAAUGGCUACUCGCAGAGUUGAUGCUUUGUUACUGACAGACUCAAAUGCAUUGCUUUGUGGAAUCCUGACAGACAAGGAUAUAGCAACAAGAGUUAUUGCUCGUGGUCUCAAUCUGGAGGAGACACCUGUGUCUAAGGUUAUGACUAGGAAUCCGGUUUUUGUGUUUUCUAGCACUCUCGCUGUUGAAGCCUUGCAAAAGAUGGUGCAAGGAAAAUUCAGACAUUUGCCUGUUGUGGAGCACGGUGAGGUUAUUGCGUUGCUUGACAUAGCUAAGUGUUUGUACGAUUGUAUUGCCCGUAUGGAAAGGGCAGCGGAAAAGGGUAAAGCCAUUGCAGCAGCUGUUGAAGGGGUUGAAAAGCAUUGGGGAACAUCUGCUUCUGGUCCCAAUACAUUCAUUGAAACACUUAGAGAGCGCAUGUUUAAGCCCUCACUGUCCACAAUCAUUUCUGAGAAUUCAAAGGUUUUAACAGUCUCACCAUCUGAAACAAUAUUAGCAGCAACAAAGAAGAUGCUCGAGAGUCGUGUGAGCUCUGCUGUUGUAACAGUUGAAAACAGACCACGGGGAAUACUAACGUCAAAGGAUAUCUUGAUGAGGGUCAUAGCUCAAAAUCUUCCUCCAGAAUCCACUAUAGUAGAAAACGUGAUGACCCCAAAUCCGGAAUGUGCAAUGGUGGAUACACCCAUUGUUAAUGCACUGCAUACCAUGCAUAAUGGGAAAUUUCUGCAUCUUCCUGUUGUUGAUAGGGAUGGAAAAGUGGUUACUGUUGUUGAUGUACUUCAUAUCACUCAUGCUGCUGUGGCAACUGUGGGAAGCGCUGCUGGGAUGAGUAAUGAGGCUACGAACAGUAUGAUGCAAAAAUUUUGGGAUUCUGCAGUGGAAUUAUCCGCUGCGGAUGACGAAGAAGAUAAUCGAAGUGAAAAUUCUUUGAAAUUGCCUUCUGAAACUACCGAGACAGCAAGAUUUAUUCCCUAUCCUUCAUCAAGUCUUCCUAGUACCUUUACUUUCAAAAUUCAGGACAAGAAGGGUCGAAUGCAUAGAUUCAUAUGUGAUACGCAUAGCUUGACAAGUCUCGUGAGUGCAGUGCUUCAGAGGGUGGGGGAUGAAAUCGACCGGCACAACCUGCCUCACAUUUUGUAUGAAGAUGAAGACAAGGACAAGGUUGUACUUGAGUCAGAUGGUGAUCUUACCGCAGCAGUGGACCAUGCAAAGUUAGCUGGCUGGAAGGGACUGAAGUUGCACUUGGAUUAUUCCGGUGCAAGAAGUCAACGGAUGGGUUCACAACCCAGAAAUGUAAAUUAUGCGCAGUCAGAUGCGGGGAUUAACGCGUACAGAGCUGCAGCUGCCGGGGCUGUUUUGGUUGCCGGGCUGGGCGUAGUAGCAUACUUGAGGAGGGCUAAUUGCUGAUAAAUCUUCUAAUACCAUUCAGUUUGUGGCCCAGAGAGUGCUCUCAAGCCGAUAUUCAAAAGGCAGGUUCUCAACAUUGAUCUGCACAGCGCAAAGUAAUGUUUUCCCCCCUUCGCUGCAUUUUUUUGUGGUUUCUAAAUUGUCAAGAGUUUUUGGGUUCCUUUUACUUUUGGGGAGGAAAGAGGGGAGGGCGGAGGGGGGUGUGGAUUUGUGCACAAAAUGAUUCAGUGAUAAUUGAUUGCGAUUUGUAAUUGUUGUUGUAUUUUCACCAAAAGGAAAUAAAUUUUUAGGUUUGCCUUUUGUGAUGGCAGUUUGAACAUUGGCCAUGCAGCGGCAAAUGCAUAUGACUUGAAUUU